UUCAGUUGUUGGCCUUGUUUGUCAACAAAGUCCAAGGUUAAUUUUAUUGUUUGUUCUUCCACGAAAUAAAACUCCGCAGUUUAAAAAUAUAUAUUAAUACGGUGUUGACAAAUAAGUGUGUUUUAUAUCUAUAACUUGAAUGGAUUUUGAUGAAUCAUUCAUGGCUAGCCAAGAUUUUGAAGAAACGGAACAAGCUCAAGAAGUGAGAGAGAGCGUAAGACGUGGCAGAAAGCCAGGGCGGAAAUCUGCUGACAAGGUAGAUGUCAAGGCUAAACUAGAGAGAAGUCGACAGAGUGCCCGUGAAUGUCGUGCUCGCAAGAAACUGCGUUAUCAGUACUUGGAGGAGCUGGUCUCCGACCGUGAGAAAGCUGUCUUUGCUUUGAGAAAAGAACUUGAAAAGUUCCGAGCUUGGGGCAGGGAACUGGAUGAAGGAAGGGUUCCAGAGGGUUUCCAGUCGUUCCUGGAAGAGAUGGGAGCUGUGAAACCUGAGGUGUAACUCUCUAUUAUCUCACAGAUUGUUGACAUUUUGGAACAUUGUACCAUAUUUUUUCGAAAUGUAGAUUGACUAUGUAUGUAACAAAACUAUUUUAAGGAUAGUUCUAAUCAUCCUUAUAUUUUUAAAUAUUAACGUAUUUCAUGGUUUGGAGAAGUGCAUAUAGUACUCAUUUCAACAUUUAAGCCUCGGUUUUUGAGGGCACAAAUUAAAGUAAGGGAGGCGCAAAGGUCCUUUUAGGACUAAGUGCGGGGACAAAGUGUCCUCUUCCCUCAGAA
Messenger RNA from Homalodisca vitripennis (glassy-winged sharpshooter), 771 nucleotides. It is a transcript of the gene REPTOR-BP, whose product is annotated as REPTOR-binding partner. Bases 140 to 496 code for a protein of 118 amino acids. Gene Ontology annotation, biological process: regulation of DNA-templated transcription. NCBI's taxonomy places the organism in Eukaryota, Metazoa, Arthropoda, Insecta, Hemiptera, Cicadellidae. Gene Ontology annotation, molecular function: DNA-binding transcription factor activity. The record is from RefSeq and is a predicted model, not a curated record. Gene Ontology annotation, cellular component: nucleus. The transcript is spliced from 4 exons.